Messenger RNA from Hydractinia symbiolongicarpus, 2852 nucleotides. RefSeq names its product sodium-dependent multivitamin transporter-like. NCBI's taxonomy places the organism in Eukaryota, Metazoa, Cnidaria, Hydrozoa, Anthoathecata, Hydractiniidae. The coding region runs from base 105 to 1832 and encodes 575 amino acids. The record is from RefSeq and is a predicted model, not a curated record. Gene Ontology annotation, cellular component: membrane. Gene Ontology annotation, molecular function: symporter activity. The transcript is spliced from 16 exons. Gene Ontology annotation, biological process: transmembrane transport; sodium ion transport.
UUAUAUUAAAAACAAUUAUUUUUUUCCUUAAGACUUUAGUAGGGAAGAAAUAGCAGAAUUUAUAACUUUUUAAAAAAGUUUUAACUUCAGUUUUCGGCUUCAAGAUGGGUGCUUUAAGUGCAUGGGAUUACGUCGUCUUUGCUUUGAUGUUAGUCAUCUCCAGUUCUAUCGGAUUGUAUCAUGGUUACAAAGGUUCAAGGAAACGGGCGUCCACUGAUGAUUAUUUGUUAGCAGGCAGGAGCAUUGGCUGGUUCCCUUUGUUUGUAUCACUUGUAGCAUCUUAUCUUUCUGCAAUCGCUUUGUUGGGAAUGCCAAGUGAAGUUUAUACUUACGGUAUACAGUAUGUGAUCAUUAUGUUUUCAUAUCCACUCAUCAUAGCACAGUGUGUUUUCAUAUAUGGACCCAUUUUUCGACGCAACCAUAUUACAAGUGCAAAUGAGUAUCUGGAAUUACGAUUUUCAAAAUUUGUUCGAUUACUUGGCUCGCUCAUGUUUAUACUAGAAUACGUGCUGUAUCUUGCAGUCGUUUUGUAUGCUCCAAGUUUGGCUUUACAAGCGGUGGCAGAUUUACCCAUGGAAAUAUCGUUGAUAACAACCGGCCUAGUUUGUACUGUAUACACCUCAAUUGGCGGCAUGAAGGGCGUGAUUUGGACUGAUGUGUUUCAGACAUUUAUUAUGGUAGUUGGGCUUAUUGUUGUUAUAUCGAUUGGUGCGAAUGACGUUGGUGGAAUGAGAAAGGUAUUUGAAAUAUCCAAUCAAGGAGGUAGACUCAACUUUUUUAACUUUAAUCCAGAUCCAAGAAUUCGCCAUACGUUCGUCACGUUGGUAUUCGGAGGAAUGUUUAGUGGUAUUCCAGUGUAUUGUGUCAGCCAAAUGAUGGUACAACGUGUUUUAGCAGGGAAAUCACAACGGGCUGUUAACAUUGCUUUAUUGAUGAAUAUACCUGGUCUGAUGUUUAUUGUUGGUUUGUGUGCAUUAGCUGGGUUGGUUAUGUUUGCUGUGUAUGAGAAAUGCGAUUUAAAAGAAAAUCACCAAAUUAAAAGUAACGAUCAGAUAUUAGCUUUUUUUCUUGUGAAUAAACUUGACCAUUUGAAGGGAGUACCUGGAAUAUUCAUGGCAAGCCUCUUCAGUGGCGCUCUUAGCACGGCAUCUUCAGGAUUGAAUUCUUUGGCAGCUGUGACGUAUGAAGAUUUUGUGAAAACAUUCCAUCCAAAUCUUUCACAGCAUAGGGCAACUCAAAUAUCGAAACUGAUUGCAUUUUUGUAUGGCUUGUUGGUACUUGGUUGUGCAUUUCUUGUGUCAUAUGUAGGAACUAUGGUUUUACAGGUUGCAUACAGUAUUCAUGGCAUUAUAGGAGCUCCUUACAUGGGCAUGUUCGCGGUUGGCAUGUUAUUUCCAUGGGGAAACAGUAUAGGUGUUUGUUUGGGUUGUUUGCUUGGCUUCUCAAUAACAUUAUGGUUAUCUGUGGGUGCAUUCAUGUACCCACCAGACAAAAACAUUUUGGAUGUGUCCAUAGAACAAUGUUCAAGCUUUAAUACUACACUGACCAACAGCACUGGUGUAAUCUCAUUUCCACACCAUGGUUAUGUGAAUCCUUUCGCUUCAUUCUACAGUGUUUCUUAUUUGUGGUAUGCUGGAAUUGGUUUGUGUGUAUCGUUUGUUUUUGGUUGUGUUUUUAGCCUUGUGUUUGGUCGCCGCGGAAAGAGGGAAUACAACAAAGACCUACUUUUUAAUUAUUCAAAACUUUGGUCGAUUAUAACAUGCAAAAGAAAUAAUUAUCACAUGGGUUAUGCGUCACAUAUUCCCAUGCAAAGAUAUCCAGAAAAAAACUGAAGCAGAAUAAAGAAAGUGAUCCCUUCACCGAACUACUUAACGCCACGCUAUCGACAUCUAAUGAUGGCGUUAUUAAAAAAAGUUGCUUUUUAUGUGAUUCUCCAUAUAUAAGAGUUUAUAAUUUUGCUUGUCAUUUACAAUGUUUUAUAGCGAUUGUUUCUGAAUAUUGGUAAAGUGCAUUUAUGAUGCUUACAGAUACAUGCAGUAGCUUCGAAAGACCUUUUUUAAUUGACUUAUUGCGAGUCAGUAGGACUUUAUUUCGUCAUGCCUCUGGUGAUUAUUAUUCGUAAUUUCCCAAAUUUUGUACAUAUUUAUCAAAAAUUUUAGUAUGCGCAAAAAUACCCAAAUAAUCAAUUCGCGAAAAUAAAUCUUCGCCAAGUUACUACAAAUAAUUUUCACUAAUCUUGUUUUUGUUGUUGAUAGAAGUAAUGAGCAACUUCUGCAGUGAGUUCAAAAAAAGCUACGCUUUUUAAAAUGCUGUUUACUUCGCCUGUGUAUCUUCAAAAGUUUAGGUUUCGCAGUUGUAAUUUCCAAGUUUUUAUUAAAACGCUGGAGUUUUUUUACCCUCUGUAAUGUUAUAAAUUUAAUAUAAUAUUUGCUAUGUGUUAGUGCUGUGUUGCCAUGUUUUGCAUAGGCCGAUGCCUUGAUCGAGUUAUGUUGCUUCCAAGACUGGAUUUGUAUAAAUUUGCCGUCUGUUGCUAGUGAAAAUGUUGAAAUAACUUAUAAAAUACUCAAGUCUGAAAGGGACCAAACGAACAAACAUGCCUAGGCUAACUCUUUAUUUUGAAUCUUAUUCAGACUUGACCAGUAAUAAAAACAUCCAGGGAACUGUUUGCAUUUUUAGAAAGUAUUUUAGUUUUGUUGACAGUUUCUUUUUCAUUAACUUCUUUUAUACUUGAUAGAGAGUAGAUAUAAUAAAAGAAAAAACAGCAUGGCCCAAGGGAAGAUGAAAGUGAAGAAUGCUAACAUUCAGAAGAAAGCAAAACACUCGAAAAAAGUUUUAGGACCUAAAAAAGGAGG